AGGGCCGACAAGUGGGCGAAAAUGCUUCGCAACUGGGACCACUACGGGCCCAGUGAGAAGAUGCGUCGGCGCCUCUAUAAAGGGGUCCCUCCCCAGGUGAGGGGUCAGGUGUGGGCCCUCCUGCUCAGUAUUGAUAAGGUCAAGUCUACCCACCAGGGGCUGUACGAGAAAAUGAAGGAGCGGGCCCAGCUCUUCUCCAAGGACAUCCGGCAAAUCGACCUGGAGGUGAACCGGACCUUCUGGAACCACAUCAUGUUCGGGGACCGCUAUGGCGUCGGGCAGCGAGCCCUCUUCCAUGUGCUCCUGGCCUAUUCGGUCUACAACCCCGAGGUGGGCUACUGUCAGGGGAUGAGUGACAUCGUGGCAAUCCUCCUGAUGUUCCUGUGUGAGGAAGAUGCCUUCUGGGCCCUGGCACAGCUGAUGACCUUGGAGACCCACGCCAUGCACGGGUUCUUCGCUCCGGGAUUCCCAAAGCUGGCCCGUUUCCAGUGGCAUCAUGACGACAUCAUGGAGAAGGAGCUCAAAGGCCUGAAGAAACACCUGGAUGAGCAAGGGAUGAGCGCCGGGCUGUACACCACCAGGUGGUUUCUCCAAUGUUUCAUUGGCCGGACCCCCUUCGCGCUCACCCUGAAGCUGUGGGACGCCUACAUGCUGGACGGAGAGCGCGUCCUCACAGCUAUGGCCUACACCGUCCUCAGGCUGCACCGCAAACGCCUCCUGAAGCUGCCCCUGGAAGGGCUGCAGGGCUUCCUUCAAGACACCCUGGCCCAGCCCUGGGCCCUGGAGGAUGAAGCCGUCCUCAAACACCUUCGGGCCUCCAUGGCCCAUCUGCGACGGAGGAAGUGCGACCUGCCCCCGCCAGCCGGCCCUGAGGAGUUCCCAAGAUGCCCGGGCCAGGAGCAGGUGUCCCCAGCCCCGAUGGCCCUCCUCCCUUCUCCUACCCUGGAGACGCUCUCUGGAACGGACGGGCUGGCCUCCCCAGGCCCAGCCACACACGCUGAGCAGCCGGGACCCCUUCCCCGCCAGGCCGUGCUCAAGGCCAAGCAGCCGCUGCGGGAGGGAAGGUCGACGCAGCCCUUGGCUGCACCCCUGCGGCCGGGAGCCCCUGGGACCCCGGUUCUGUCGCGGCUGCCCUCGCCCCUCCCCAACCUCCCGGGACACCAGGGGUGUGUGUGCAGGGGGCCCGAGGACAUGGCCUUGAGGCUACAACCGUGGGUCCCUUUCCCUUCAGCCCUUGCUGGGGCCACCCCUGUGGCCACACCCCAGAGGCCCCAAAACGUCUCAGGGUCUCCUGGGAUGAGGUCCCCCCAGCCCAGGAAGGAGGAGGCUGGAGGGCCCAGGACACCCUUCCUGCCGUGGGGCCUCUGCAGCUCCUGGCCCUGUGUGGCCUUCGACCGGCCCAGCCGAGACACCUGCGGGCCAGCUCUGAGCCUGCGGCCCCAGGGCCCCGCACCUGCCCGGGCCCCUCUGACUGCCUCCUCGACAGGGAACGUCGAUUCCCCUAGGCCUCUGGAGAAGAGCAUGGGGCCCGAGAGGCUCUGGGCAGCCAGCACGGUGCCCUGCCUCCUCAAUCUGGACUUUGUAGAAGAUGGCACUCCCACCAGGAGGUACAAGUCACUGACCUAGAGUGACCUCCACUGGCCUGACACCAGGCCCGGGGGAGCAGAGAUGACACGAGCUUCUCCCCAACAAUGACCAGAAGGCGAACUGAUGAUUCUGAGGCCCCAUGGACUUGGCCAGUCCUGAGUUCUGACCCAAAGCUCGUCAAGUCCACGGAGAAUUCUCUGUGUCCGCCUGGGGCCUGGGUGUGCCCCAGGGUGCACGACUCCCACCGAGGGCAGCUCUGGGGACCAAAGGUCACCCCAGCCUGGGCGCAGCAGGGAUGGGCUGGUGGGCCCCGCCCUCCCCUCCUCCACAGGAGGAGGCAGGGGCCACCAGAGCCCGGGUCUCCAGCGGUCACCUGGCAGCCAUGGGGCAGUGGCCGAGGCCAGGCAGACGUGUCGGGACCCUGUCCGGGAACCCCGACGCUGCACCCCGGUUCAGGUC
Messenger RNA from Lutra lutra (Eurasian river otter), 2046 nucleotides. RefSeq names its product USP6 N-terminal-like protein. The record is from RefSeq and is a predicted model, not a curated record. Lineage: Eukaryota; Metazoa; Chordata; Mammalia; Carnivora; Mustelidae.